Molecule: messenger RNA, 831 nt
Organism: Penicillium samsonianum
Lineage: Eukaryota; Fungi; Ascomycota; Eurotiomycetes; Eurotiales; Aspergillaceae
Exons: 2
Coding region: 1-831 (276 amino acids)
Biological process (GO): signal transduction; protein autophosphorylation
Molecular function (GO): phosphorelay sensor kinase activity; histidine phosphotransfer kinase activity
Source: RefSeq, a predicted model, not a curated record
AUGGCUGCUGUCCUCGAUUUGAAUCUCUCUGGACAAGAUCUUGCUGAUAUGUUACCGACCGGUGUUGCCAUACUCAAUCAAAAUGACGACGCUAAAUCAUUCGAAUGCUGGUCACAAUCCAUCCACCCAGAGGAUUAUGACCGGGUAGCCACUGCCUAUCUUGAGACCUCACGCUCUAAGCAUGCCCUGCGCAUCGAGUUCCGCACUCGCAGCCAAAUUUCUUUGUGGCGUGUUCUGAUGUUGGCUCCGUUAGAUGACACUGAUUUGCACCGGUUCAAUUUAAGCGGUGGCGGCUAUAUUUGCACUAUCGCAGACAUUAUCGCAGAAAGGACGGCCGAGCUGCUUCAAGUGGAAAUCGCGCGAGAAGCGCAAGAGCGCAAACAACAACAGGAACGCUUCAUUGAUAUGAUCAGUCAUGAAGUCCGAAAUCCUCUUUCUGCUAUUCUUCAUUGCACAGAGGAUAUACUUGAGGCCGUGAAGGACAAAGAAAGUGGUGGGGUACCUGUGGCAGACAUUGCACAAGCAGCAGAAACAAUGAGUCUCUGCGUUGCACAUCAAAAGAAGAUUGUCGACGUUGUCCUUACGUUCUCGAAGCUAGACGCAUCAAUGUUGACCUUUCACCGCGAAGAGACUAACCAAAACGACACCUGGCACGGACAUUGUCCAUAUUUCGGCCACAGCUUCGGAAGCAAGGCAUUCAAUUUGAAUACAAACUUGACACUUCUUACGCAGAUUGCGGGAUUGAGUGGUGCUAGCGGAUUUCAGCCGGAUGGGCCAGGUUCUUGUCAACCUGGUUUCCAAUGCUAUCAAGUUCACUGCCAAAGCGGAUAG